Messenger RNA from Microthlaspi erraticum, 1455 nucleotides. Lineage: Eukaryota; Viridiplantae; Streptophyta; Magnoliopsida; Brassicales; Brassicaceae. The record is from the annotation of a GenBank genome assembly.
AUGCAGAUUUAUUCUUCUCCUUCUUCUACAAAAUUGACCAAUCUCCAUGUGAUAAGAUCGAGUAGUCAUCCUCAUCCAUGGAGACAUAACUAUAACCUAAAGCAGCUUUUUGUUCCAAGCUCAUGUCCAAACCUCUCUGUUUCAAACUCUCAACAGCUUCCUUUGAACCAAAGUGUUGCGGCGAUAGUGUUUGGAGGAGGAUCAGACUCUGAGCUUUAUCCACUGACCAAAACAAGAUCCAAAGGAGCAAUUCCCAUUGCAGCUAACUACAGACUUAUCGAUGCAGUCAUCAGCAAUUGCAUCAACAGUGACAUCACCAAGAUCUACGCAAUCACUCAGUUUAAUUCCACUUCUCUCAAUUCACAUCUCUCUAGAGCUUACAGUGGAUUCGGACUCGGAAAAGACAGAUUCGUUGAAGUCAUCGCCGCUUAUCAGAGCUUGGAAGAUCAAGGAUGGUUUCAGGGAUCUGCUGAUGCGAUAAGAAGGUGUUUGUGGGUGUUUGAAGAGUUUCCAGUGACUGAGUUCUUGGUUCUUCCUGGACAUCAUCUCUACAGAAUGGAUUACAAGACGAUAAUCGAAGAUCAUAGAAGAAGCAGAGCGGAUAUAACCAUUGUUGGACUAAGCUCUGCUACAUACCAUGACUCUGGUUUCGGUCUAAUGGAAGUUGAUUCCACAAAUCUCGUCACUCGAUUCACUAUCAGUCCUGAAAAGGGACAACAAGAUUUGAUCUCCGUGGAGAGUGGAAAAAGCAGAGGAAAUGAUGGAACUUCUUCUUGCUAUGUCCCAAGCACAGGGAUUUACGUGAUCGGUCGAGAACAGAUGGUGAAGCUUCUGAGAGAAUGUUUGGUAAAAGCUAAAGACAUGGCCAGUGAAAUCAUUCCCGGUGCGAUCUCUCAAGGAAUGAAGGUGAAAGCUCAUAUGUUUGAUGGAUAUUGGGAAGAUGUGAAGAGCGUUGGAGCUUACUAUAGAGCUAACAUGGAGAGUAUUAAGAGUUGCAGAUUCUACGACAGACAAUGUCCUCUGUACACAAUGCCUCGGUGUUUGCCUCCAAGCUCAAUGAGUGAAGCUUUAAUAACCAACAGCAUUAUCGGAGACGGUUGCAUUCUCGAUAGAUGUGUCAUCAGAGGAUCGGUGGUGGGAAUGAGAACGAGAAUCUCAGAUGAAGUGAUUGUAGAAGAUUCGAUCAUCGUUGGUUCUGAUAUCUAUGAGAUGGAAGAAGAUGUGAUGAGAAGAAAAGGGAAGGAGAAGAAGAUAGAGAUUCGAAUAGGAAUCGGUGAAAAGAGUCGAAUAAGAAGGGCCAUUGUCGAUAAGAAUGCCAGGAUUGGUAAAAACGUUAUGAUUAUCAACAGAGACAAUGUUGAAGAAGGAAACAGAGAAGCUGAAGGAUACUGUAUAAGAGAGGGAAUCAUUGUCAUACUUCGAAACGCAGUGAUCCCAAACGACUCCAUCAUCUGA